This is a messenger RNA of Penicillium malachiteum, 264 nucleotides long. RefSeq lists its product as uncharacterized. Lineage: Eukaryota; Fungi; Ascomycota; Eurotiomycetes; Eurotiales; Aspergillaceae. The record is from RefSeq and is a predicted model, not a curated record. The coding region runs from base 1 to 264 and encodes 87 amino acids. The transcript has 2 exons.
AUGGAGAUUCUGGCUAGUCCUUGUGGUCUGGCUGGCCCUUGUAGUCUGGCUGGUCCUUGUGGUCUGGCCGGUGCUCGUGGUCUGGCUAGUCCUCGUGGUCUGGCCGGUCCUUGUAGUCUGGCUAGUCCUUGUGGUCUGGCCGGUGCUCGUGGUCUGGCUAGUCCUCGUGGUCUGGCCGGUGCUCGUGGUCUGGCUGCUCGUUAUGGUCUGGCUGGUCCUCGUGGUCUGGCUGUCCUCGUGGUCUGGCUGGUCCUUGUGCUCUAG